Bursaphelenchus okinawaensis is the source of this 951-nucleotide messenger RNA. Lineage: Eukaryota; Metazoa; Nematoda; Chromadorea; Rhabditida; Aphelenchoididae. The record is from the annotation of a GenBank genome assembly.
AUGGGAGACGUUGGUGCCGCUUUGCAAUCAGCUGAACUGGUACCAAAUGUGUUGCCACAACCCCCGCAACAACAACUUAACGUAGGUUUAGAAUAGGUUUUGUCCAGUAUCCUAACUAGGAUCCUAGUAUCAUGCUAUAGUAGCAAACUUAACAAAUUGCAAACUUUAUUAGUUGACUGUAAAUGCUUUAAAGGUUCAAUUCGCCGGUAUUCAAGUAAAACCAGGCCAGGAGAUCCCAGUACACAACUUGAAGAAUGCCCCAAGGUGCACUCUGAACGUAGACCCAGAAUCUACGUUUUCGUUAGUCAUGAUCGGUAGGUAGAUGGACGACCAUAAUUUUAAUAACCAAUGUUGAAAAUUUUUUAAUUUAUUUCUAUAAAUACCUUUUCAGACCCCGACAACCUAUCAAGAAAGAACCCGUCUGUAGCUGAAUGGCUUCACUGGUUGGUCACCAACAUUCCAGCCAGCAACAUUCAAGAAGGAAUCAACGGAGGUAAAGUCACCUUUUUCAUAUUUAUAUAUGUAUAAUAAAAACAUACGACAGGACUAAUUAGGAGAAAUUUUUUUUGACCAUGACUUUCACAAUUUCGAAAAAUUUUCAAAAAAUUAAAAAAUAGUAUUCAUAAAAUAAAUAAUGUUAUAGGUCAACACCAACAACCAUACGGAUCGCCAGCGCCGCAACCCCGCACCGGAGACCACCGAUACUUGAUUGUCCUAUUCGAACAUCAAGGACGUCGUAUCUCGGUACCAAAACCAAACUCCCGCGCCAAGUUCAGUUUGAAGCAAUUUAUCGAAAAACAUCAACUUGGUAAGUAUUUUAUUCCCUUACUUUAUUUCUCUUUUAACCGCCAAAAUUUUUAGAAAAAAAGGUACGAUUUCAUAUAAAAAUAUCAAAUUUCAGGAGCUCCAAUCGCUGCCAACUUUUUCAUUUCCAAAAACCCUCAACAGUAA